AUGAUGUUCUCGUCGCUCCUUAUCCCGGCUCUCGCCUCGGUCGCUUACGCCGAGAGCACGGUAACCUCCAUGUUCAUCUUUGGUGCCGAUGAGCAGCCGCUUGCUGCGUCGAUCGUUGGGAAUGACCAAACCGCAACAACCUACAGCAUAAACUGCCCGCCCGGAACAGACGGCAACGACUGCGGCAUGGGUCCCGGGAUGACCCUCGUCGCGGGCAAGGACGUUACCUCGUGGAUUUUCGACGACGGGCCUGCUUUCCAAUACACCGCCAUCUGCACAGUCAAAAACUCCAAAGCAACCUGCACAGAAAGCGCCGGCGGCCCCGACGCAAACUUCCCUGGUGUGUCAACCACAACAACGACCGUGGAUCUCUUGCCCGUGACCAUCACCGCGGGAUCCGUUACUGAGGCCGAUGUGUCGACGACUGUUACUUCCACCUCGGCUGCGACGUCGGCCGCGGAAGCUUCGACUAGUGGGGCUGCGCAGGCGUCCGAGACUCCCUCUCCCUCUGAGAGUGCGUCUGAGACGGGUGCGGAUGCGACUCCUACGGGUGCUGCGGCGAGGGUUUUUGGGGCGAAGGGUUUGAUUGGUGCUAGUGUGGUUUUUGCGGUUGUUGCUGCUAUGUUUUAG
Molecule: messenger RNA, 630 nt
Organism: Aspergillus calidoustus
Lineage: Eukaryota; Fungi; Ascomycota; Eurotiomycetes; Eurotiales; Aspergillaceae
Source: the annotation of a GenBank genome assembly